This is a messenger RNA of Acaulospora colombiana, 481 nucleotides long. The record is from the annotation of a GenBank genome assembly. Lineage: Eukaryota; Fungi; Glomeromycota; Glomeromycetes; Diversisporales; Acaulosporaceae.
AUGGAUAAUUUGUUUUCUUUAACGAAUGAGUCAAUUAAUUUCUUCGACAAUUUUAAACUUUUCUUGAAAAAGGUGAUUACAAAACCCGAGAUUUUCAUAGUUGCAGAAAAAAGUCUUUCCUUGGAAGCACUCAUUAUUUUGAUAAACGCAAAGACAGAAGGAUUCCCUAGAGUGACGAGGGAUAACACACAACCUGAAGAUCUCGACGAAUUGGUUAGUAGUUGCGAACAAUGUGAAGAUAUGAAAAAGAUCAGGCAGUCUUCGAUUUUAGCGAUACCACAGAGAUACAGCAUGAUUGUUCCGAGAUCGACAUACUUGCAAUCAAUGGAUGAUGACGAAUGGAACACAGCUUUUCACUCUGAACUUGAUGACCAAUUCUUUAACUUGGCCGAGUUCAAUGAGACUACUGGGAACAAUAAAUCUUUCAAAAUAAGUCCGCAUGCUAACGCAAGUGAUGAAGAUGAUAUUGAUUAUUUCACCU